UCAGUGCUUUCAGUUUGGAGCCCACGAGCCGGACACGGAGGGCAGAGCUCUCCCCAGAAGGAGGGGCUGGCAGCAAGGAAUCGGGCCAGGUGAGAGGAAGAUGAAGGUCCUGCUGAUACUGGCAGUGCUGCUUACCUGCAGUGUGUUCAUGGCUCAUGGGAAGCCCUCCCGCACAUACCCACCAGGACUGGAAGGAAGCACUGUAGGAAAUCUGACCGGCCAGGGCUGCUACUCGGGACGGGGCAGCAGCAGCAUAACCAAGGCUUCAAUGGACCGGUGCUGCCGGCUCCGUGCCUGCUGCUACGCCAAGCUGGCUGCAGGGCGCUGCCGCCUGAGACCCACACAGCCCCUCUCAGCACUCAGGGCAAGAAUCCCCACUUGCAGGUCUGGGACCUGGUGUCAGCGCGGUGCCUGCAGAUGUGAGCAGAGAGCUCAGCUCUGCCGGGCGAGGGACCGAGGGCUGCUCCGCCCCCCCAGCAAGUGCCAGGGACGAGUCGGGAGGACAACAAACUGCCCAUGAAGCUGAGUCAUUAUACACUGGAUUGGAGGAGGGAGAGCAGUGCAGAUGAGAUGGUUCAGCGCAGAAAAACAAGGGAGGGGUGGACAACUGCACCUUGUCGUUGCAAAGGACGAGAUGAUGAAAACCAGCACAAGCUCCUCCACGGACACUCAUUUCCCCUUGGCUCAAGCCCCCCCAUGCAUCCUUUCAGCUCCCUCCGCUUCUGCUUUGCUGCAGAUUCUCUUCUGUUGUUCCAAAAUAAAACCAGUGAGCAU
This is a messenger RNA of Calypte anna (Anna's hummingbird), 774 nucleotides long. RefSeq names its product phospholipase A2 crotoxin basic chain-like. Gene Ontology annotation, molecular function: calcium ion binding; A2-type glycerophospholipase activity. Lineage: Eukaryota; Metazoa; Chordata; Aves; Apodiformes; Trochilidae. The record is from RefSeq and is a predicted model, not a curated record. Gene Ontology annotation, biological process: phospholipid metabolic process; lipid catabolic process; arachidonate secretion. Bases 101 to 520 code for a protein of 139 amino acids. The transcript has 6 exons.